AUGAGCCACGAACACUUUCAAGAGCGCCUUGACCUUGUCAAGGCUAUCAUUGUCGGUUUUGAUCUGGAGCCAACGGACAUUCUGCCUGUCGACUAUGACGAGAAUUCCCCAUUCCAGUACAACAACUUUAUUUACAAAAUCACACUUGCAAACUCGGCUACGGCGAGAAACUUCGCCAAUGGUGGACCAUACACCAUCCCUCCGCCAGCGGGAGGCGUCUCGACUUUUAUUAUGCGCUUAUCCAACCCCAAGGCGGAGGGUAUCGUGCAAGACAACCGCAUCGAGAAUGAAGUCGCAGCAAUCCAUCUCGCCCGUCAGGGCCUUCUAGCUUUCAGACCAGAGGUUGCAUUUCUCAUCCCAGCCGUCUAUGCUUGGCGGUCACAUAAGAGCGCAAAAGGUGGUUUCGGCUGGACAUUGAUGGAGUUCAAGGAGGGCAUCCCACUUGACAGAAAGUUCCGGGACUUGCCUGACGAAGACAAGAAAAAUAUACUCGAGCAGAUUGCGGAUGUAUUCUCAGGGAUUCAGCGGGCUCCCCUGCCCGAUAGCAUCCAGUCUCACGGAGGGUUGACUAUCGAUGAUGCUGGAAAGAUAGUAGGCGGAGAGAUGACAACGCUCAAAGGAGGUCCCUGGGCUUCAUAUCUCGACUUCUGGAAAUCGAAGUUGGCUUACCAGCUAGAGGAUUCUGGAGAAAGCCCUGUACUAGAGGGUUGGAAGCCCAAUGGUGUAGAGGAACGCAUCAGCCGUUUCAUCUCUUCCGGGCUCGAUCAAUACUUUGCCAGUACCGGCCUAGACACAGCCAAGCGUGUACUUAUACACGGGGACUUAACCACGAACAAUAUUCAAUACCAACCUGAAACGAACAAGUUGACGGGAAUUCUCGAUUUCGACUUUGCCUACGUCUCUCACCCGUGCCAUGAGUUCUUUGCCUCACUUGGGGACAUUGGAGGAAACACUGGCGGCGGUACCGGAAGAGACCCGGACCUCAGCGGAGGUCGCUUGGGGAAGGCUAUGAUUACUGGCAACUUUGACAUUCCUGACUUGCCGGAGGAGGCAACUGGACAACUUAGGACAGCCAAGGCGUGGGAUGACGCUUUAGCUGCCAGGGGCACCAUGAGACCAAGCGAUAUUCCCCAAAUGCCUGCGCUUGAUCAACUCAGAAAGCUUGAGGGGCUACUAUGCCCUUUUGCUUUGUUGCACCCAAUGGUGUUGAGGGGGCAAACGCCAGAGCAGAUCACAGAAAUGCGGAAGGCUGCGGAGAAGGACUUGACUGACUGCCUUGAAUCCUUUGGAUACUGA
Molecule: messenger RNA, 1296 nt
Organism: Colletotrichum truncatum
Lineage: Eukaryota; Fungi; Ascomycota; Sordariomycetes; Glomerellales; Glomerellaceae
Product: phosphotransferase enzyme family protein
Source: RefSeq, a predicted model, not a curated record